UGGACUAGAUGGUGCAUGGUGGGGCAGUGCCACCUUCCUGGGCAAGCUGAGGCCAGGCCACACCAACAAACUGGAGAUGGGACACCCCGGGAGAGCAGCCCGUUCAUCAACAGUGUCGACAUGGAGCGGGAAAGCUACUACGAAGGGAAGAACAUGGCUCUCUUCGAGGAGGAGAUGGACAGCAACCCCAUGGUGUCCUCCCUGCUGAACAAGCUGGCCACCUACACCAACCUGAGCCAGGGGGUGGUGGAGCACGAGGAGGAUGAGGACAGCAGGCGGCGCGAGGCCAAGGCCCCGCGCAUGGGCACCUUCAUCGGCGUCUACCUUCCCUGCCUUCAGAACAUCCUGGGCGUUAUCCUCUUUCUGCGCCUGACGUGGAUCGUGGGGGCAGCUGGCGUCCUGGAGUCCUUCCUCAUCGUAUCUAUGUGCUGCACCUGUACGCUGCUGACUGCCAUCUCCAUGAGCGCCAUUGCCACCAAUGGCGUGGUCCCAGCUGGGGGCUCCUACUACAUGAUAUCUCGGUCUCUGGGGCCUGAGUUCGGGGGAGCUGUCGGCCUCUGCUUCUACCUGGGCACCACGUUUGCGGGGGCCAUGUACAUCCUGGGGACCAUCGAGAUCUUCCUGACCUACAUCUCCCCGGGAGCUGCCAUCUUCCAGGCGGAGGCAGCAGGGGGUGAGGCAGUGGCCAUGCUGCACAACAUGCGGGUCUACGGCACCUGCACACUGGCCCUCAUGGCAGUGGUGGUCUUCGUGGGUGUCAAGUACGUCAACAAGCUGGCCCUGGUCUUCCUGGCCUGCGUGGUGCUGUCCAUCCUAGCCAUCUAUGCCGGUGUCAUCAAAACUGCCUUCGACCCGCCUGACAUCCCCGUCUGCCUCCUGGGGAACCGCACGCUGGCAAAGCGCAGCUUUGACACUUGCGCCAAGGUUCAUAUGGUCAACAAUGCCUCGGAGGGGACCAUGCUGUGGGGCCUCUUCUGCAACGGCUCCAGCCCCAGCGCUGCCUGCGACCCAUACUUCAUGCAGAACAACGUCACCGAGAUCCAGGGAAUACCCGGUGUGGCCAGUGGUGUCUUCCUGGAGAACCUGUGGAGCACGUACUCGGACAAGGGUGCCUUCGUGGAAAAGGAGGACGUGCCCUCAGUGCCCGUGCCCGAGGAAAGCCGCACCAGUGGGCUGCCCUACGUGCUAACGGACAUCAUGACCUACUUCACCAUGCUGGUCGGCAUCUACUUCCCCUCGGUCACCGGUAUCAUGGCAGGGUCCAACCGCUCCGGGGACCUCAAGGAUGCUCAGAAGUCCAUCCCCACUGGGACCAUCCUGGCCAUUGUGACCACAUCUCUCAUUUAUCUCUCCUGCAUUGUGCUCUUCGGGGCCUGCAUUGAAGGUGUGGUCUUACGAGAUAAGUUUGGCGAGGCCCUGCAGGGGAACCUGGUCAUCGGCAUGCUGGCCUGGCCAUCCCCCUGGGUCAUCGUCAUCGGCUCCUUUUUCUCCACCUGUGGCGCUGGCCUGCAGAGCCUGACCGGGGCACCCCGCCUGCUGCAGGCCAUCGCCCGUGAUGGCAUUGUCCCCUUCCUGCAGGUGUUCGGCCACGGGAAAUCCAACGGGGAGCCCACGUGGGCCCUGCUGCUCACGGCCCUCAUCUGCGAGACUGGCAUCCUCAUUGCCUCCCUGGACAGCGUGGCCCCCAUCCUGUCCAUGUUCUUCCUCAUGUGCUACCUGUUUGUGAAUCUGGCCUGCGCUGUGCAGACGCUGCUUCGCACGCCCAACUGGCGCCCGCGCUUCAAGUACUACCACUGGACGCUAUCCUUCCUGGGCAUGAGCCUGUGCCUGGCCCUCAUGUUUAUCUGCUCCUGGUACUACGCCCUCUUCGCCAUGCUUGUCGCCGGCUGCAUCUACAAGUACAUCGAGUACCGUGGGGCCGAGAAGGAGUGGGGUGAUGGCAUCAGGGGCCUGUCACUGAAUGCCGCCCGCUACGCCCUGCUGCGCGUGGAGCAUGGGCCGCCACAUACCAAGAACUGGAGGCCCCAGGUGCUGGUGAUGCUGAACCUGGAUGCAGAGCAGGCCGUGAAACACCCACGCCUGCUGUCCUUCACCUCACAGCUGAAGGCCGGCAAGGGCUUGACCAUCGUGGGCUGCGUGCUGGAGGGCACCUUCCUGGACAAGCACACAGAGGCACAGCGGGCCGAGGAGAACAUCCGGGCGCUGAUGUGUGCGGAGAAGACCAAGGGCUUCUGCCAGCUGGUGGUGUCCUCCAGCCUGCGGGACGGCACGUCCCACCUCAUCCAGUCGGCUGGCCUGGGCGGCAUGAAGCACAACACUGUGCUCAUGGCCUGGCCCCAGUCCUGGAAGCAGGCGGACAAUCCCUUCUCGUGGAAGAACUUUGUCGACACCAUCCGUGACACCACGGCCGCGCACCAGGCCCUGCUGGUGGCCAAGAACGUCGAUGGGUUCCCCCAGAACCAGGAACGCCUGGGUGAGGGUUACAUUGACGUGUGGUGGAUCGUGCACGACGGCGGCAUGCUCAUGCUGCUGCCCUUCCUGCUGCGCCAGCACAAGGUGUGGCGCAAGUGUCGGAUGCGCAUCUUCACGGUGGCCCAGGAGGACGACAACAGCAUCCAGAUGAAGAAGGACCUGCAGAUGUUCCUGUACCACCUCCGGAUCAGCGCCGAGGUUGAGGUGGUGGAGAUGGUGGAGAGCGACAUCUCUGCAUUCACCUACGAGAAGACGCUCGUGAUGGAGCAGAGGUCCCAGAUGCUUCGGCAGAUGCAGCUGUCGAAGACCGAGCAGGAGCGAGAGGCCCAGCUGAUCCAUGACCGGAACACUGCAUCCCACACCUCGGUGGCCGCCAGAACCCAGGUCCCACCAAUGCCAGACAAGGUGCAGAUGACCUGGACAAAGGAGAAGCUGACGGCGGAGAGACACAGAGACAAGAGCGCGGGUGGCGCAGCAGGGUUCAGGGACCUCUUCAGCCUGAAGCCGGACCAGUCCAACGUCAGAAGGAUGCACACGGCUGUGAAGCUCAAUGGUGUCGUCCUCAGCAAGUCCCAGGACGCCCAGCUGGUCCUGCUGAACAUGCCGGGGCCCCCCAGAAACCGGCAGGGCGACGAGAACUACAUGGAGUUCUUGGAGGUGCUGACUGAGGGGCUGAACAGGGUGCUCCUGGUCAGGGGUGGUGGCCGCGAGGUCAUCACCAUCUACUCCUGAGGCCAGUGCCGCUGGGUGGGGCGAGAUGCCACAGGACCUGCACGAGCCACCCCCUUCGGAGCUCCAAAGCCGUCCCCUGGUCCCCUCCGCAGAGACCUGGAAAGGGGCAAAGUGCUGGCCACGUCCAGGGUCCCUGCCCCUCUGGGGCUGUCCAGUCUCUGGGCAGUCACUGCUCAGCUCCCACCUGGGGCCCGCAGGUCCUCACCUCCUGGUCUCCCGAGCCCUCCUCCCCACGUCAGUGCCCACACUGUCCACGCUUCACGGGCAGGGCACAGGCUGCCUGCCUGAAGGGGAGAGGGCAUGAGGAUGCAGGACUCGGCCUGGGCAACAGCUCAGCCCUACCUCUUCUCUCCCCAAGCACUGAC
This is a messenger RNA of Fukomys damarensis (Damara mole-rat), 3569 nucleotides long. It is a transcript of the gene Slc12a7, whose product is annotated as solute carrier family 12 member 7. Gene Ontology annotation, biological process: potassium ion homeostasis; potassium ion import across plasma membrane; chloride transmembrane transport. Bases 16 to 3204 code for a protein of 1062 amino acids. Gene Ontology annotation, cellular component: membrane. NCBI's taxonomy places the organism in Eukaryota, Metazoa, Chordata, Mammalia, Rodentia, Bathyergidae. The transcript has 24 exons. The record is from RefSeq and is a predicted model, not a curated record. Gene Ontology annotation, molecular function: potassium:chloride symporter activity.